Lynx canadensis (Canada lynx) is the source of this 1206-nucleotide messenger RNA. It is a transcript of the gene TSLP, whose product is annotated as thymic stromal lymphopoietin. The transcript is spliced from 5 exons. Lineage: Eukaryota; Metazoa; Chordata; Mammalia; Carnivora; Felidae. The record is from RefSeq and is a predicted model, not a curated record. Gene Ontology annotation, molecular function: cytokine activity. The coding region runs from base 1 to 534 and encodes 177 amino acids.
AUGGAAAUGGCCCUGCAGGAGAAAGAGACUUUAGUGGGAAACAGGCGUGGAAUUGAGUUUCCAAGUAUAUUGCCUGAUGCCUUAUUAUUUGUUCUGUCAGUUUUUUUCAGGAAGAUCUUCAUCUUACAACUGGUAGGGCUGGUGCUAACCUACAAUUUCACUGAUUGUGACUUUGAGAAGAUUAGAAAGAAGUAUCAGGAAGUCAUUUAUCAAGCCCUGAAUAAAUACAUGAAUGGGGUCAAGACCACCGAAUUCAACAACUACAUCUACUGUGAAGACCCGCCAGAUUGCCUCGCUAAAAUCGACCUCAUUACCUUCUAUCCCACCCACGGCUGCACGACACUGGCCAAGGAAAUCUUUGCGAUAAGAACUAACGCUACGCUCACUCUCCAGUGCCCAGGCUACUCAGGAACGCAGAUAAAUAAUACCCAGGCAAAGAAGAAAAGAAAGAAAAGACAAGUUACAACAAAUAAAUGCCGGGAACAAGUCUCACACUUAAUGGAAUUGUGGCGUCGAUUCAGUCGCAUUUCAUAGAAACAAAAUACACCUUCCUUCAGGCUGUAUUUCACCCCAACAAAAUAAAUCAUCUUUAUUAAGGAGAUGUAAUGUUAACUCUAACUGUGACACUUAAAAGAUCACCAAUAGUUAUUUUUUUAAUUACAGAAGGGUUUCUUGUUUUUGUAAGCUUUUAUUGUGUGAUGUGGUUUUAUAAUGCAGGGGAAACACUACCCCUCAAAUGUAGGGGGAAACUGCCAUAGCAGUGAUGCCUGGGCCACUGGCCCUGUGCGGUAAUUCUCUGCUGGAACUACAUAAGCCUUACUUCAAGGGGAGAAUCUAAACAUGCAGCAGAAGGAAAAAGAGAAGGCUGAGAAAGGAAAAGGUUGAACUCAAGAGCAUGUAAACCUCUGUUUAAAAGGCAGAUGUUUCGUCUAUGUAUACUGAUACUUACUGUGUUCUCAUGCUAAAAAUGUACAAAAGAAUAUAAAAGCAAAACGUGUGCACAAAAAGUUGUACACAUAAUGAAGCAAUCUGAAAGAAUGUCCAAGUAAAAUAUUGUGCAAGUAUUAUACAUCAAGUUUUAAAAAUUAUCUGACAAGAGUGAUGUAUAUGCAACCAGGUCCUGAAUUGCCUUUAUUAAAGCUAAAAUAUAUAUAUUUUUAAAUUUAUGGAAUAUAUUUUUUAUUUAUUUGUAAGCACUUUUUAAAA